Molecule: messenger RNA, 7158 nt
Organism: Cyprinus carpio (common carp)
Lineage: Eukaryota; Metazoa; Chordata; Actinopteri; Cypriniformes; Cyprinidae
Product: membrane-associated guanylate kinase, WW and PDZ domain-containing protein 3-like
Biological process (GO): signal transduction
Cellular component (GO): cytoplasm
Molecular function (GO): protein binding
Source: RefSeq, a predicted model, not a curated record
UUCAGCUCAGUUUAUAUAAACCUCCACCUGAGAGCCAUCCAGUCACAGGCCGCUGUUCUCUGUGAGCGCGCGCGUUACAUACACACUCGCUUCAUUGGACAAAUACAAGCUGAGCGCAACAGUAGCCUCCCUCCCUGACUGGAGAUCUGAGAGAGCAGCCGUCGCGUGUGAGAGCAUCGCAGCGUCCAACUGAGGCGACACACACAUGUUCGACCGAUUUAUUUCUCUAGUGCGCUGUCUGUCAAGGGCUCGUAAUGUGUGUAAAGCUGACGGUUCAGUCACAAGCCAGGAAUGAAGACGCGUCAGACGCAUCUCCUCGCUGACUGGGCAUCGCGUUUCGAAGACGAACCUGAGCUUCGGCCGCUUGGACAGCAACCGAAUAUAUCCGAGACAGCCGCUGCCGUAGCUCUUAAUACCUGUGGGACACUGUUUUGCUGCUAAUUCCGUUUAUAGACACACAUUUGUAUUACGCUGUACUGACAGACGCGUUUCUCAGUGUGUCAGUCUAGUGCGCUUGAUGCUUUGCAUGCAAACCGUGAGUGAACUUACCAGGUAAACACAGUUUUACCUCGUUCUUGUAUCGAAUGCUGUUUACUUUUGCAUUAUGUAGCUCCUGGCGCAUUUGGAACAGGCGUUUUUACGAGCGAAAAUGAAGGUAAUCUAAACGUUGUCUUGAACUAAUAAUGGUAGAUGAGGCUUGUGGAGAUAACAUCACGGGCUGGAUGGCGUUCCACAUCCGCGCGCUGUCGUCUCCAAACCGGGUAAAGUGAACGGCACACCGGGAAGCAAGGCUUCAAAACCUGCCCACGUCAAACUGCACUGAAACUUAAAGGCUAAACGAUGUCUAAAACGCUGAAGAGGAAGAAACACUGGUCCACUAAAGUGCAGGAGUGCGCCGUGUCGUGGGGAAGCGUUGGGGAGUUCGGUGAUGUUGUGGAGAUCCUCGGAGGCGCCGAGCUCGGGGAGUUCCCGUUCCUCGGACAGAUGAACUUAGACGUGCUGGUGUGUCACGUCGGGAGACUACCGUACUACGGGGAUGUGUUAUUGGAAGUGAACGGGACACCUGUCAGCGGGCUGACGAACCGAGACACACACGCGGUGAUCCGCCACUUUCGGGAGCCGAUUCGAAUUAAGACCGUCAAACCAGGUAAAGUGCUGAAUGCUGAUUUGAGGCAUUAUCUUAGUCUGCAGUUCCAAAAAGGAUCAAUCGACCACAAACUGCAGCAAGUGAUUCGAGACAACCUGUACCUGCGCACUAUUCCAUGUACCACCCGGCUGCCCAGAGAUGGGGAGGUUCCAGGAGUGGACUAUAAUUUCAUCAGUGUGGGGGAUUUUCGCAUCCUUGAAGAGAGUGGAUUACUGCUGGAGAGCGGAACAUAUGAUGGUAACUUUUAUGGGACUCCAAAACCUCCUGCGGAGCCCAACUUGGUUCAGCCUGACCUGGUCGACCAGGUUUUGUUUGAGGAGGAUUAUGGCACCGAAGUCCAACGAAAGCGAACAACCUCUGUCAGCAAGAUGGACCGCAAGGACAGUGUGGUCCCUGAGGAAGAAGAGGAUGAGGAGCGGCCACAGCUCCCAAAUGGCAUCCCAGAGAGGACAGAGGAGUGGAGGAAAGCUGUGCCCAGCUACACUCAGUCCAGUGGUGGAGGCAGCGCAGGUGGCAGUGGGACACUGGAAGUCCGCACCUGGAGCUCUUUAGCCAGAGACGAAAGCCUGGAGCCGCUGCCGUACAACUGGGAAAUGGCCUACACGGAGACGGGCAUGGUCUACUUCAUAGACCACAACACAAAAUCGACUACGUGGUUGGACCCUCGUCUGGUCAAAAAAGCCAAGCCCCCUGAAAAGUGUGAGGAUGGAGAACUUCCAUAUGGUUGGGAGGAGAUUGAUGACCCGCAGUACGGCACAUACUACGUUGAUCACAUAAACCAGAGAACCCAGUUUGAAAAUCCGGUUUUAGAGGCCAAGAGGAAACUCGGUUUGGACACUGCAGUCGCAACUCAGAACCAACAGAGGGCAGCACCUCCUCCAGGUGGAGCGGCUGGUACGCCCGGGUUCACGCGGGACCCAACCCAGCUGAAGGGGGAGCUGUAUCACACGGCUCUCAGGAAGAGCCAUCAGGGCUUUGGUUUCACCAUCAUUGGUGGAGACCGACCUGAUGAGUUCCUGCAGGUGAAGAACGUUCUUGCUGAUGGCCCGGCCGCCCAGGACAACAAGAUGGCCUCUGGGGAUGUAAUUGUGGAAAUCAACAGCACACUUGUCUUAGGCAAGACCCACGCCGACGUGGUCCACAUGUUCCAGUGCAUCCCAAUUAAUCAGUACGUUGACAUGGUCCUCUGUCGUGGAUACUCGCUUCCCCCCGACGUGGACGUGGACAGCGAGGACCUUCCCCCUCCACCUCCACCUCCGACAGGAGAGAUCGUAACCGCCGUACCCCUCAUCAAUGGCCAGCCGCUGCUGGUCAAAGGUGAUGCCCUUCACGGAUCCUCCCAAGAGCUUCACUACGUAACCACAGACGCCAGUGGGCGGCCGGUGGUCGCUGCUCUUCCUGGAGGCAGCAGCAGCAGCGGUGCCGAGACAGGGAUGCUGCAGCCGGAGCUGGUGAGCGUGCCAAUCGUGAAGGGACCUGGAGGAUUUGGCUUUGCCAUUGCAGACUGUCCUCUGGGGCAGAAGGUGAAAAUGAUCCUGGAUGAGCAGUGGUGCCGAGGCCUGUUGAAAGGAGACGUGAUAAAAGAGAUUAACAGGCAGAACGUGCAAACGCUGAGCCAUGCGCAGGUGGUGGAUAUACUGAAGGACCUCCCGGUGGGCAGUGAGGUGAAUCUGUUGGUGUUGAGAGGAGGUCAGACGUCGCCUGUGAAGAGUUUAAGACCUAGAACGGGGUUGAGUGCCAGCACUGAGACUCUGGACCGUUGCCAUGACAUCAUGGUUCCCCAGGCUUUGACCUAUCACUCAAACACACUGCCAUGCAGCUCUCCAAAACAAGACUCUUCCCUCCACUACAGCAAACCCAAAGCCUUGCCAGAGAGCAUAGUACCUCUCUAUAAAGAAUUGGACGUUUUCAUCAAGAGAGAUCAGGAGACAGGCUUUGGCUUCCGUGUGCUUGGAGGAGAAGGUGCAGAACAACCAGUCUACAUUGGUGCCAUCAUUCCCCAGGGGGCGGCAGAGAAGGAAGGCCGUCUGAGGGCCGGAGACGAGCUCAUUGGUAUCGAUGGCAUCACUGUGAAGGGGAAAUCUCACAAACAAGUUCUGGAUCUGAUGACUAACGCAGCACGCAAUGGACAAGUGCUGCUUUCAGUGUGCAGGAAGGUCAUUUACAGAGAUGCCCUGGAGGAUGUUGGGAGCAGAGCGUUGACCCUUGUGAAUGGCUCACCUCGGCUUCCACGUAUCCAGGUGCCAAGCAUCAAGGACCAGGGGUCGUUUGAUAUCACGCUCCAUCGUAAAGAUAGCGAGGGCUUUGGCUUUGUCAUUCUCACAUCGAAGAGCAAACCGCCACCUGGAGUGUGUGUUGCAGUGAUUCCUCAUAAGAUCGGUCGAAUAAUCAAGGGCAGUCCGACUGACCGCUGCGGACUGCUGAACGUGGGAGACCGCAUUUCCGCUGUGAACAGCCAGUCCAUUGUGGAGCUCUCUCACAACGACAUUGUUCAGCUUAUCAAAGACGCGGGGAACUCCGUCACACUCACCGUGGUUCCUGAGGACGAGUACAAAGGCCCGCCCUCAGGAGCCAGUUCGGCCAAACAAAGUCCAGCACCGCAGCACAAGUUUCUCAGAUCCACUCAGGAUGAGAGAUAUAAUUUGGAUAUGGAUGAGAUCAGGGAUGAGCUCGAACGGACAGAGUAUAAAGCUCUUCCCAUGAGUGAACAGGGAACGCUGUGUGUCGCCAACUCCAAACAGGGCUGUAUUGCGGUAGAGUUGGAGCGUGGACCUCGUGGUUUUGGCUUCAGUCUGAGAGGAGGAACGGAGUAUAACAUGGGCCUCUAUAUCUUGCGGCUGGCUGAGGACGGCCCCGCACUGCAGGACAGCAGGAUACACGUAGGAGAUCAGGUAGUGGAGAUCAAUGGAGAACAAACGCAAGGCAUUAGUCACACCAGAGCCAUUGAGCUGAUCCAAGCUGGAGGAAACAAAGUGCUACUGUUACUGCGACCACAAGCCCUCUUAUCAGAGAACAGUUCUGCAGAAGAUGUUAUCCUUCCUGAUCCGCCGGGAUCCAACACUUUGGACAUUCCCCUCAGUUAUCCUCUCCUUCAUCUGCCAUCCACCUCAGCGAAGAAGGAAACGUCAGACCUGACGAGCUCCUUUGCCCGUUCUCGUGGCUCCUUGGAUCUGGCCUGCGAGGAUCCUUGCUCUAAAGACAGCAAGAGGGAGAAGUGUGCCAAACCACCAAACACCAGCUCUUCCAGAGUCCUGCAGCAACGCCGCAUCAAGAGUCGGUCUGCAGAGAAUCUCCUUGAUCUCGGAGAUACAGAGAAAUCCAAAAGCCCAUCCAAAGACAAAGCUCGCAGCCACAAAGAAAAUCUGCAACAAAGCACUCGAGACUCCCACAAGAACAGAAAGUCCUGCCAAAAUAGUCGCUCAGUCAGUCCCCAGAAGUCAAAGCGUGUAGGACAGGAACAGAAAGAGGAACGCCGCAUGAAGGGGACAGCGAGCGUGGACCAGAAGAAAAGUGAUGCUGAAAAAAGGAAAAAAAGGGAAUCUAGAGAAAGGAAACGAAAUGAGACCCAAGAAGGGGAGGAGAGGUGUAGAGCUGAGAGAAAAGUGAAAAACAAAGGAGAGGAUGAAGUGCUUGAGACAAAAGGGGCAACGGAGCUCAAAAGCACCCGAAAGAAGAAAAAACAUAGAGAUAGAGACGUGCGAAAUGAGGACACCCACAUAUCGAGCAGAGAGAGAGACAAGAAGAGCAGACAAACAAAGGAUAAGGGGGAUCAAACGGAAGAAAACAGGAAGGAAAUGAUUUCAGAUAAGAAUGAAAGCAAAAGAAAAGGAAAUGAGAGUGAAGACACGAAAGACAACAUUGUCACCACAGAUGUGGCUCCAGUCACCACCAGGGCUAAUCUCGUCUUUGACCACCCUGGACCCUUGAGCGACGGACUUUGGAAGAUCCCUAGUUUUGCACGUAUCCUCACGCAAGAGGAAGCUAUGCGAGAUGAUUGCGAACAGUUUGGCGAUCCUUGGGAAUAGAAGGUUUAAGGCCAUAAACAUACGCAAGUAUGUGAAUGCAAACACUUCUAGCUGCGAUUUCACACAGUUCAUCACAUAUUGCAAGUGGCAUUCUCAAUAUUUCAGCACUAUCGUGGGAAUUAACGCAAAUUAUCUGCUGGCGGAAGAGAAUUUUGCUGAGCGAGUUAGUUAAACUGUUGACAUGUUUAUAGCUAGAUACCUAAAUAAGAUUUCAUCUGGUUUAUUGGUACAAACAUUUAAAGAAAACUAGGGCCGUCUUAAGUACAAGACUAAGCAUCUUCAAGGGGUACUCAAAGUACUCAAGGGGCUGAUUGAGAUUUCUUAACAUUGCCUAGCCAGACUUCUCCUAACAUGUUCCUUAUACUGUAAAAAAAUCUGAAGUUGAGUUUAAUAAUCUUAAAUUUAUGGAAAAGUUGAUACAGCAUAUAAUACAUUCUACUGCAUAAACUCAAAAAUAAAACUGUCUGUUACUUGUGAAUUGUGGCUUGCAAAUAAGCCUCAUGUUGUUCCAAACCUUUUUUCUCUUCUUCUGUGGACCACAAAAGAAGAUAUUUUGUAGAAUAUUGGUAACUAAAUGGCUUUGGCCCCUAUAGACUUCCAUAGUAUGGACAACAAAUACUAUGGAAAUCAAUGAGACCCAAAACUGUUUGGUUGUCAGAUUUCUUCGAAAUAUUAUCUUUUAUACCCUGAACCAUUUUGGGUCCCAUUGACUUCCAUACUAUGGACAACAAAUACUAUAGAAGUCAGUGGGACCUGAAACUGUUUGGAUACCAAAUUUCUUCAGAAUAUCUUCUUCUACAGUGCAACAAAAGGGAUGAAUCGUUCACAAUAAGCUCAAUAAUAUGCAUUUAGAAAGUAAAUAGGGUGAAUUUUAAUUUCAAGGCAACUUUAAACCAGGUUGUUUAUUACUUAGAUAGGUAGCUAUAAACAAGUCGACAGCUUAGAGGCACAGACAUCUCAAGGUCUUAACUUUAUCGCCCAAUUGAAUAGAGAGGUUUGCAACAGCUACAAUAACACAAAGCAUGUAUCUUCAGUGCAUAGACUAAGCAUUCACAUGCUUGUUCACAUACUUUCCAAGAGUAUGUUUUUGGCCUUGCACCUUGUUUUUCUCCAGGCGGCUUCAAAGCGUAUCAAGUGAACCAUGUUCAUGUGCUUCUCUUUGGACAGUGGUCAGCAUGAGCUUCUCAUUCAAAUUAUUUCAAAAAAGUUUGUAAUAAGCAGUCUCACAAACAGACUGAUUCGACAUGAAGUUUCAUCUAAACUGCUUUAUGGAGAUCAUUGCUUAAUCGUCUUAGACAGGCAAUUUCUGAGGCUUUGUGGUCGAACGCAUGGAACUCCGGUUUGUCCGGACAGCCUCUGUUAAUUUGCUUCUUGACAGCUGACAUUAAACAACAUGAGGACUCUGUCAACAUCACAAUGCAAUCCUUCCUUAUGCAAUUUAAGGGAACACGCCCCAUUAAUCACCAAAAACAACAAUGCAAGUUUAUGUUUCGGUUAAAAACAGCACGUCUUUACCCCAAAGAAUAAUUUUUUUUCCCCUGCAUGCAAACUCCUUGUUUUGUUGCAUGCAUUUUAGACCCGUGCAGUUUAUCUCUAACAUUUUGAAAUGGUGUAAAUAAGAACUGUCUUGAAGAUUGGGGGCUUUACCAGGGACUUUUCAGACUGUUCUCUCUUCCAUGUCUUUGAUUCCCUGAUCUCCAAAUAUCAUAAUUGCAAAUGACCAGAAACUUGUGCUUUAAUAUACCAAGAACAUGAUCAAAUGUUUAUUUAUUGAAAUAUGUGUAUGAAUAGAUACAUGUAGCUAUAACAGAUUGUGACAUUGAGUUCGGUGUAGAGGUCCAGACUCUUGCUAAACACCGUGGUAGUUUUACCUUGUAGCAACUGUUUUGACUUGUCACAAAACAAAUGGUACAUGCAGAUGUAUUUUUAAAUAUUCUAUGAAAUCAGAUUUAAUAUGGUAAAUAUUUAUUAAAAAAUUUUCCUGGA